Closterium sp. Yama58-4 is the source of this 1827-nucleotide messenger RNA. The record is from the annotation of a GenBank genome assembly. Lineage: Eukaryota; Viridiplantae; Streptophyta; Zygnematophyceae; Desmidiales; Closteriaceae.
AUGGCUUCACACUUCGAGCGGACACGUCAGAUUCCACAGCUAGUGAAGUGCCUGGAGGCCGUGUGUCAGAGCCCCCAGCCGUUUCUCCCUCUCGUGGAGGUUCGCACGCGGUGCUGGCUGGCCCAUGUGUUGCUCAAACACUCCCGCAACGUGCUGCACGCGAAGGCGCACCUCGAGAGAGCGCAAGUGCUUCUGAAGGCCAUUCCUGGGAAUAUCCCCCUCAAGUGCACAGCCCUUUCUCUGCUCGCCACGUGUUACCACCUGAUUGGGCACGCCCACUUCCACAAGCACGUGCUUCAAAAGGGCCUCGAUUUAAUCACACAUCAGCUCGCCACCCUUCCACGCUCAGCCUCGGGUUCUGAGCCUGGUCCCAGCUCGGUUGCAGGUUCGGGGUCAGGGUUGGGAGGAGGUUUGGGCGGAGGCUCGGGUGGAGGUUCGGCGGGGGAGCUGGCUCGGUGGAUGGGGGUGUUUUCAGUGGGGAUGGCGGGGCGGUUGCUGGGGGAGGGGGAUGUGGAGGGGGCUGCUUCUGCGCUGGGGAAGGGAAUGGCUGCUGUGCAAUCAACAGGGGAUAGGAGCAUGAUGCUCCUGCUAUCCGCUUCCCUGCUCCACAUUCGCAUCUCGACCGUCCAUCACACGCCACAGCAGAUCUCAGCCCUUCUUUCAGACUGCACCUCGUUGUGGCAGCAGAUUCCGCCACGUCAGCAGCCAGAGUACCGUGGCCUGUUCGUCUACGUCCAAUUGCUAGCUGCCACGUGGCACCUCCGCGUGGCUGACUACAACCAGGCCAAGGCUGACGUGGCAGCAGCAGAGGAGGCGCUGGCAGUAAUAAGUCCUGCUGCGCCGAAUCGUGAGGUGCCAGCUGGCAGCUCGCCAGCUGCUGUGUCAGCGCCAUGCCAGCAGCAGCAGCAACAGCAGCAGGGGAAUAUGCAUGCACAGAGACUGGGGCAGGAUACGGGAGCAGUAAGAGCAGUGGGUGCAGCAGGAGCAGUGAUCCCAGGGGAAGCAGGAGAAGCGCCAGGAGCAUGUUACAGGGACGAUCCGUUGAUGCGGUUACCACUCGGCCCGCCCCACAUGCUCAAUGCUGAUUGGCUGCCGCUGCCAGCUGUCAGGGCGGUGGCAGGCCUGCUAAAGGUCAUGCUGAGCCGCCCGGGAGGAAAGCUCCUGGAAUCUGAGGGGGCGCUGAAGGAGGAGAGGGAGAUGUUGCGAGCUUGGGCCGGCACGCUUCUCCUGUUGCUCCUCUACGUCUUGGAGGCCCAGGCAGUACUGGCGCUGACUUCCACGGAGUCUCCCCUCUCGCAACGGGUUCUGCUGGAAAUCUGUGAUUGGUCGAGUCGCUUCCCGACCCUGCUGGCGUCGUUCGGGCCGAACCUCCACCUAUUGCUCGGGCAGUACGCCCAUGCCACGAUUGAUCUGCCAGUCGCAAUCCGCCACUUCAGCACUGCUGCUGCCAAGGGCAACCUGGUGGAUGCCAGGUCGCGACUCGCCCAAGGGCUGUUGGUGACUCACCGCCAGCUCAGCAACCACCAGAUUGCCGCCCAUUUCCUGCUGGCCAUAGGCGGCAUCGCACUGCGCACCAGCGACCUGGUUGGAGCAAAGGACAUCCUGAGGUCGGGACUGACUCUGUUCCGAGCGGCGAGGGACACACAGGGCGUGGUGGCAGUGGCGGCAGAGCUGUCUCUCUUGUACAGAGCAACAGACGAGGCAAUGGCGGAGAGUCAGAACGCCGCGUACCUGAAUCGCAAGCGAGGCGAGCUGAGUCAGCAGAUCACAGCAGCGGUUGGCACACCAGGGCAUGCCAUACUGCUACAGUAUGGUCCUCCUCUGUAA